CUGCGUCUCUCUGCUCUUCUAAACUCUGCUGGGCAUCGUUGCGCGUCAAAACAUUGCGUCUGAGCUAGACUUGCCAGGGCCAGAAAAGAGCAGAGAAAAAUAUCCCGAGAAGGAAUGCGAAAGGAGCUUUAGAAUUGGCACUGCCACGAGGAAACGAGGAGGUGCGACGUUUUCGGGCUACGUGGUGAACAGAGUUUUCUUCCCAUCAAAGGUGUGUGCCUCCCGCCCCAGCGCCCACCACGGCCCUCACCUGUGUGUUGCGGUGCUUUCCUUGUGAGCCGACCUGGGCUGGCAGUCCCUUCUUGCACCGCCCGCCAACCCCGCCCAUGGUCAGAAUGACGCGCUCCAAGACCUUUCAGGCCUACCUGCCUAGCUGCCACCGGACCUACAGCUGCAUCCACUGCCGAGCUCACCUGGCCAACCACGACGAGCUCAUCUCUAAGUCCUUCCAAGGCAGCCAGGGCAGGGCCUACCUAUUCAACUCAGUGGUGAACGUUGGGUGCGGUCCUGCGGAGGAGAGAGUCUUGCUCACGGGCCUGCAUGCUGUAGCAGAUAUUUACUGUGAGAACUGCAAGACCACCCUGGGCUGGAAAUAUGAACAUGCCUUUGAGAGCAGCCAGAAAUACAAAGAGGGAAAGUUCAUCAUCGAGUUGGCCCACAUGAUCAAGGACAACGGCUGGGACUGAUGCCGACCGGGUGACGCGCGCAUGGAUGGACAAAUAAAUAGAAACUGAAGGGAAGGGGCAAGGGUUGGGGUCUUAUGUGUGGCGGGUUAGUGUGUGACUUGGGUUUGGCUGAUCUACCAUUAACCUCUGUAACUCUCUGCCCAUUCCCUCCCUUUUGACCACACCUGUCUGGAUGUAUACACUCUAUUAACAAAACCACGCAGACAUCCCAGCUUGAGAGACCUGACGCAGCUAAGCAAAUGUGUAGUCAUAGCAAAUGGGGUUACGCUGAGUAUAUACAGUGUGGUGUGCUCUUUGAAAAAAAAAAACAUUAGAUUUUUACUGACAGGUUAAAGAUCUGAUGGGGAUUGCGCUUGUCCCUGCUGUGAAUGAGAUGACCUAGGGGUGAUUAGUGCAAAAAUCCAGUUGAUGGAAGGGGGGGGGGGGGG
Messenger RNA from Periophthalmus magnuspinnatus, 1114 nucleotides. Its product is annotated as protein yippee-like 2. Bases 327 to 686 code for a protein of 119 amino acids. NCBI's taxonomy places the organism in Eukaryota, Metazoa, Chordata, Actinopteri, Gobiiformes, Gobiidae. The transcript is spliced from 5 exons. The record is from RefSeq and is a predicted model, not a curated record.